AUGCUCGGCAAAGCUUUACUACUGCUGCUGAGCAGCCCAAUAUGUGCGUUGGCGCAGUCAGCAGCAGACUACUAUGUCAAGUCGAUACCGGGACAGCCGGACGGACCUCUACUUAAGAUGCAUGCUGGUCAUGUCGAAGUGGACCCCGAAACAAACGGCCACCUAUUCUUUUGGCACUUUCAGAACCGUCACAUCGCUAAUCGACAACGCACCAUCUUAUGGCUCAACGGAGGACCGGGAUGCAGUUCAAUGGACGGAGCGUUAAUGGAGAUUGGACCAUACCGUGUAAAAGACGACCACACACUGAUAUAUAACAAUGGAUCUUGGGACGAAUUUGCGAACCUCCUUUUUGUCGACCAGCCAGUUGGCACGGGCUUCAGUUAUGUCAAUACCAAUAGUUUCCUGCAUGAUCUCGAUCAUGUCGCCGCUCAUAUGAUUACCUUUUUGGAGAAAUGGUUUGCUAUGUUUCCGGAAUAUGAAAGCGAUGAUUUGUACAUUGCGGGAGAGUCAUACGCAGGUCAAUACAUUCCACACAUUGCUCGAGCCAUCGUCGAGCGGAACAAAAGCAUUCAACCGAGACAGCAACAUUGGGCCAUUAAAGGACUCUUGAUCGGUAAUGGAUGGAUAUCACCCCGUGACCAGUACCCUGCAAACUUGCAAUAUGCAUAUGCCGAAGGUUUGGUCAAAGAAGGAAGCGCCAUGGCGAAUCAACUUGACGAGACAGAGAAGAGCUGUAACGAGCAGUUGAAUGCUCCCGGUGCGGGCGACUUGGUCGAUAUCAGACAGUGCGAAGGCAUAUUGAACAGGCUGUUGGAUUUGACUAGAACCUCAGACGAUCAAUGUGUCAACGUGUACGACAUUAGGUUGAAAGAUGCCUCGUGUGGAAAUACAUGGCCCCCGGACUUGGAUCAGAUGACACGGUAUCUGCGAAGGACGGAAGUAGGAAUAGCACUUAACCUGGACCACGGGAAAGCCAAUGGGUGGACGGAAUGUAACAACCAAGUGACUGCGAACUUUCGCGUGGGACACAGUGGUAUUCCUUCGAUUCAGAUUCUCCCGGGAUUGAUCGAAUCAGGCGUUAAGGUGUUGCUCUUCAGUGGAGAUCGAGACUUGAUCUGCAACCAUCUCGGAACGGAGGCAUUGAUCCAUAACAUGAAAUGGAGUGAUGGAACAGGAUUCGAGACCAAACCAGGUGUAUGGGCACCUCGCCGUGAUUGGACUUUUGAGGGUGAUGCAGCGGGAUACUACCAACAAGCGCGCAACCUGACUUAUGUCCUAUUCUACAAUGCCAGCCAUAUGGUACCAUACGAUUGGCCGCGGCGUACGCGGGAUAUGGUCGAUCGAUUUAUUAAUGUUGAUAUUGCCAAUAUCGGAGGGACGCCCGCAGAUUCACGUCUCGACGGCGAGAAACUCCCUCAAACAUCAGUCGGCAACACAUCAUCCUCCACCUCCGAAACCGACCAAAUCGACGACGCAAAACUCAAAGACGCCGAAUGGAAAGCCUACACCAAAUCCGGAGAAGCGGCGUUGAUAGUAGUCAUCAUCGGCGUCUCAGUCUGGGGAUUCUUCAUCUGGCGCGCUCGUCAACGCGCUGCUAGGGAUGGCACAUCACCGACCAAGAAGGGAUACCGAUCUGUGUAUCGGGGCGGCGUUGAUAAUAACUCAUCUUCCGACGGCGCAGGCCUUCUGAGCCGAUUCCGCAACCAGUCCAGUAACGGCGGCAGCCGUGACCUCGAAGCGAGAGACUUUGACGAAGCGGAGUUGGACUCGUUGACCCCUGAUCUAGAUAGAGACCACUACGUCAUCGGCGAAGAAGACGAGGAUGAAGAUAACGAUAUUGGAAAUGGAGCGAAAUCCAACCUUCACGGAUAA
Molecule: messenger RNA, 1872 nt
Organism: Talaromyces amestolkiae
Lineage: Eukaryota; Fungi; Ascomycota; Eurotiomycetes; Eurotiales; Trichocomaceae
Exons: 3
Coding region: 1-1872 (623 amino acids)
Biological process (GO): apoptotic process; proteolysis
Cellular component (GO): trans-Golgi network
Molecular function (GO): serine-type carboxypeptidase activity
Source: RefSeq, a predicted model, not a curated record